AUGAAUACCACUGGUCUCUCCACGAAUUGCAUGGCAAAUUCUUCCCUGUUUGAUCAAUCGGUUAGUUUAAAGGAUGAGAAUAUGUUUCUUUGAGGCGUAUAACUUUAUUAAACCUCGAUGUUCAUAGAUUAGAUUGAUUUCGUCAAAAAUUGAUUUGAUUUUGUGGAACUCAGUUUCGAAGUAUUUUAUUUUUUUUUCGCAAUAUUCAAAAAACUUUAUUUGUGCUAACAUUCGAACUUUCUAUUAUGGGGCUAUUCAACGAAAAAAAUAUGUUUUCUCAGCUUUAAGAAAACGGGAGAACAGCGAAGAAAACCUAUUCAAGUCGGUUGAGAAAACAAAAAAAUCAAACAGUUGAAACACACAAAUUGCGACGAGACCCAACGAAAAACAUCGUGUUCCUUUAAGAUACUGUAGAACUUCGCAACGGAACCAAUUUACAGUAAUGCAAAAGGUCAAAGGAAAAUGUUGUUUUUCGUUGGGUCUCGUCGCAAUUUGUGUGUUUCAACUGUUUGAUUUUUUUGUUUUCUCAACCGACUUGAAUAGGUUUUUUUUGCUUUUCUCCCGUAGUCUCAACGCUGAGAAAACAUAUUUUUUUUCGUUGAAUAGCCCCAUUAGAAAAAUUGGAUUUUUUCAAAUUUGGAUUUUUGAUCAUCCUUUAAGGAGCCGAAAUGAAAUUGUUCAAUAAUCGAUAAAACGGUUUUGAACUUACCAAAUCGGCCCUGCUUAACAACUUUGUGAAAUCAGAAUUAAGAAAUAUUGUAUUUGAAAUGAAUUGAAAAAUCUCCGGAUUUUGGCCAAAAUGGCAACUUUACGUCUCAAAGGAUCAUGUUCUGAAAUGGCAGUUGGUAAAAAAUAACGUAAUCAUGUUUUUCUAGAUCACCGAUAAAUCUUAUUAUGCACCUCAAAAAAAUGAUAAUGUUUUGACGUAUGAUGAUGAUGACGAUACAUAUGCAAAUAUAAAAUCAAUCUCGAUGGAAAUAUCGGAAGAAGAAAGAUUUGACUUCUUGCUGCGAGUCAAACCACAACUUGUUGAUGUUUUCAAAAAUGAAAAAGAUCUUAAAUUUAUUUCUCGAAUAGUGAGUUUUUAUAAUAAGUGAAUUCAGAAAAUAUAGUCUCUUGGUGGUAGUGCCACGAUAUGAAAUACUCGUUCGGCAACAUUCCCAUUCGGAAAUAUUCGGGAAUUUCUAAAUAUGCUCACAAGUUUACAGAAUUAUUAUUGUCAAUUUAGAGAAUCAUUAUCAAAUUCAAAAAACGUGAGAAAAAAGGGCUCUGUUCGAAAAUAAAGGGGUUUUGAGAAAAUAAAGGGUUUUUUUUUAAAUAAAGCGUUUUUCAGAAGAUAAAGGGGUUUUCAAAAAAUGAAGGGGUUUUCAAAAAAAAGGGGUUUUCAAAAAAUAAAGGGGUUUUCCGAAAAAUAAAGGGGUUUUCCGAAAAAUAAAGGGUUUUUCAGAAAAUAAAGGGUUUUUCAGAAAAUAAAGGGUUUUUUAGAAAAUAAAGGGGUUUUCAGAAAAAAAAAAGGGUUUUAGAAAAACAAAAAGGUUUUGAAAGGUUAUUUAUAGAUAUUUAUAAAUAUCUAAAAAGAUAAAGAAUUCGUUUUCAUUAGAAUUUCACUAAGCCUAUGUUCCAAACUGGCACAGACCAAAAAAAAUUAGAGUUUUCAACAUUUCCACCAUUCUAAGCUUAGGCUUAGUGAACUCCCGUAGAGCACAGAUCCACAUCAAAACCGCAGUAAAAAAAAAAUCAAUACUUGAUAAAAUUGACAAAAUUUUGGACUCGUUUAAUGGAGUCCCUAUACUUUUUUUCGGACCCUUAAAAUAAUUUUUCUUGGAAAACGUUAAUUUUUUUGGUCUGUGUCAGUUUGGAACAUAGGCUUAGGCUUACAUUAUGUAUUUUCAGAUAAAGGGAAUAUUUCGGUUUUAAAAGAACAGUUAUCGGAAACGAAAGUGUUAUUCAUGUUUUCAAUAUUGGAAAGACAAAUUGAAAUGGUAUCCAUUCUUUUGAAUGGAAAAGUUAUGCAACAACAAACAAUUGAAAUAAAGGAUAAAAACGAGUUUUCAAUGAAUUCGAUGGGAAAAACAACCGUGGCCGAAAUAUCAACACUUAAAACAAGAAAAAUGAACACCACGGUUAGUUUAAACGAUGCAAAAUGUUUCUUUGAUGCGUUGAACUUUUCGAAAACUCGAUGUGCAAAGAUUUGAUUGAUUUUGUCAAAAAUUGAUGUGAUUUUGUGAAACUAUGCUUUGAAGAAUUUCACAUUCUUAUUCGGCGGAAAAUAAUGUAAUAAUGAUUUUCUAGGUAAAUUCGUGCUCCUACCGAGAACCCCCCCGUGGCAAUACAGCAAUCGAAAACAUAUUGGAUCCAACUUAUUCAAAUUCUGUAAGUUGGACCAUUGAGGACGAAGAGGAAAAUCCACAAGUUGUAUUGCCACAGUGUGAGGAAGACAAUCUUCGAAUAACAUCAAGCUUGGUGAGUUUUCAUAAUUAGUCAGGUUCAGGGUCAGACGCUAUAUUUCAUGAAAUUUCCAAUUUUUAGCUCAAAAUACCCUCCAAAAAAUCCUAAAACAGUAAUUUUUCUGAUUUUUUAGAGGUCUAACAUGAGUGAUAUUUUUGACGCCGACCUCAAAUUUCUUAAUUCUAGCGACUACAAAUCUGACUUUGAGCGCAAUAUUAGCCGUUUUCCCGACAAGCUUGUUCCUGAUUCAUUAAAAGAAAAAGAGGUUUUUGAAUAAAAAAUUCGCUUUCAGAAUAUUGGAUUGCACAGUUGGUACAUUGCAGAAAACGAGGAAGAUGCAGAACUUGUAAUGAGAACAGCAUACAAUAUUGUGAGUUUUUAUAAUUAGUGAGAGCAGAAACGUAUAUAUUCCAGUUUAAAAAAAUAAGGAAUUUCUGAAAUUGUUAAUGACAGAAUUACCUUGAAAUUUUUGAAAAUCCCGCAUAGAAGUGGGAAAUGAAAAAACAAUUCCAAUUGCCAUGAGUUUUCUUGGUUUAUUUCUAAAUUGUCUUUAAAUUGUUUAUUUUUCAUUUCUUACGUGCUUUUCAAAAACUUCGAGGUAAUUCUGUAAACUGAACAAUUUUAGAAAUUCCAAAUUUUUUAGAAUUGAAUUGUUGCUUAACGAAUAUUUCAAGACAGAUCUAUGUUUUUUCAACAUGUUUUUUCAUAGGAAAAUGUGCGUAAAUGAGGAAAAUUCAAUUUUUCGAAUUAUUUCUGAAAGAGCUUAAAACAAUUUUAUUCAAUUACAGCUCAAAUCUUUCCGAGGUAUGUUCGAAAAGGAAAUGAAUGUUGUUCCACCAAUUGGAAUAGUCUAUCCAUUUAUUCGAACAGAAAUAACAAAAUCAGGAGGAAAAUUGAGAAUUGUAAGUAGAAAAAUAGCGAAUAAUUAGUUUCGAGCAUAUAUCUUAGGAACUCAUGGGCUAGGAUUCUGCGCAUCGCCCAGAAUUGUUUCGGGUCAAACUGUCUCAUUUCGGCUUAAUUUUCAUUCUGCGCUCUACACAGCCUUCACCCAAUUACAUCGGAAAGCCAAUAAAAUAUCAUUGUUUUUGUGUUGAUCAAAAAACUUCUUCAUAUUUGAUAAAACUGUUUAUUGUGAAAUGUCUGCACCCAGCCAUCUUCACACUUUUCUCCUCUGAUUUUUAAUCUAAAUGUUUGUUGUGCCAACCAUUCACGUUAGCGAUCCCUUCAAAAUUCUAAAUGUAUAUCAUCAUCAGAGUAAUAAAAUAAAAUGAAAAGAUUCUGACACGUGAAUCGUACACUGCUCGCAGUUUUCCUAAUCCUAGCCCACGAUCUAUGCAUAGAUAUUAAAACUUUGAGUUGAAUAAUUUCAGUUGGGAGAAGCUUUGAUAAUAGCGACGUGGUCAGUUCCGCAGUUUCAAAAGAUUCAAGAAGUUAUCAAGAAAAUCGAAGAAAAUACAACAAGACCAAGAGCUGGUUCCAAAAUACUCGAAAAAAUAUGCUUGUUGGCGAAAAAUCGAGAUCAAUGUCACAAACUGGAUGCCAUACUGCAAAAUUUCAUAGUAAACGAGACAACAACAGGUCAACUCGAAAAAGUAGGUUUUUUAAAACUCCCAAGUUUUAUGAUAUGUAGUUGAAACAAAAUAACAGUUGUUAUUUAGGAGUUGGACGAUGCGUGUGAAACGGGAACAACAACGCGGAAAGAAAAUCAGAAGAAAACUUUUAUCACAACAUCUUCGACCGAUUAA
This is a messenger RNA of Caenorhabditis angaria, 4193 nucleotides long. Lineage: Eukaryota; Metazoa; Nematoda; Chromadorea; Rhabditida; Rhabditidae. The record is from the annotation of a GenBank genome assembly.